CAUUGACCUUAGUGUAGACAGUAAUGGAUGAUAGCUUGGAAUUAUUUAGCAGCGCUGUUCCUUCAGCCUUUAGCAAGGAUGACUUGGAGCCUGUCCCCGCCGCGUUGAGUGCAGUUGGAGGCGUUGAUUCUGGUAGAUGUACCUUCUACGAUGUAACUCUGGCCGAAAAGCUCGCGGAGUAUAUACGAAGAUCGUACGCUCAGGUCAUGUUGACAUUCAAAGAGCCAAAGAAUAGACCCCAGCCAGAAACGUUGGAGAAAACAUGGAAGGAAAUGGAAACAAUGUUGAUGAAAACGGCAGAAGUGGCCAAACCUGACCGAGACAAACGGGGCGUUGUGGUUAUAAAGCGAUCGUUAGAACUGUGGGUGUCUGAGAAGAAAGGGACGCUGAGCCGCAUGUUCUCAGCCAUGAAGUCCAAAGAUUCCAAUGAAAGUGAGAUCGCCGCAUAUCAGGCAAAAAUUGACCGACUACCACAUACAGACCACAAUAGUGUAUACAGCGAAGAGGCAAGCAAUGCCCUGGCGAUUCAAUUGUUAGAUAUCUGCGGAAGUUACCUCGAGCAUUGCAGGGUGGAAUGGGAUGACUCUGAUGACAUGGAUAAGCACAUCAGUGAGUGCUCGUUUAGGCCGUUCUCCUGUGAGAGUCCGGAGUGUGGCGUGAUGGUGUCGGUGAAGAAUUAUCCGGACCACGACAGCGUUUGCCCGUGGAAACGGCUUAGCUGUGAACAGGGCUGUGGGCUGGUACUACAACGACAGGAGAUGAAGAAGCAUAUGACCACAGUCUGUCCGAGGAAACCCAUAUCGUGCCCGUAUAAACGUCUAGGGUGCGACGCGGCCUUAGUGCUUGAGACCUUAGAAGAUCAUCUCAGCACUGCCACAGACACACAUCUGUGGCUGGCAGUACUAUUACUUGAUAAACAAGACACGUACAUUCAAAGCUUACAACAGAAGAUGGACGAACUCAUGGACAUAGUGGAAUCAACAGAACAGGACUUAAAGGAGCAGCACUCGGUGAAAGUCAGAGCUAUAGAAAAGCAAAUGUCAUCGCUCAAAUCAAGCAUCAGCUCGCACAGCUCGACAACGAAGAAAGAGGUCGCCAGGGUGAAGGAGGAACAGGAUCGAAUUCGAACUCAAUACAGAGUUGGAAAAAUAUAAAGUACGGAGAAAAGUC
Sphaeroforma arctica JP610 is the source of this 1170-nucleotide messenger RNA. RefSeq lists its product as hypothetical. The transcript is spliced from 9 exons. The coding region runs from base 24 to 1154 and encodes 376 amino acids. The record is from RefSeq and is a predicted model, not a curated record. NCBI's taxonomy places the organism in Eukaryota, Ichthyosporea, Ichthyophonida. Gene Ontology annotation, molecular function: zinc ion binding.